Messenger RNA from Clunio marinus, 1956 nucleotides. The record is from the annotation of a GenBank genome assembly. NCBI's taxonomy places the organism in Eukaryota, Metazoa, Arthropoda, Insecta, Diptera, Chironomidae.
AACACAUUUUCUGGCUAACUUUGUUUUCUAUUAAAAACAAGAUUUUGAAAGAAUUUUCUUUAAUAAUAAUAAUACCUUCUGUAAUAAAGCAGAAAAAUAAAAUUACUGAAAAUGUCUGAUUGGGAUACUGUUACCGUCUUAAAGAAGAAGCCGCUAAAGGCAGCUCAAAUGAAGACGGAAUCUGCAAUAAAUCAAGCAAUUAACGCCGGUACAAACAAACAGCAUUUACCAACAAGGAACACAGCAAAAUUGGAUCGUGAGACUGAGGAAUUAAAACAUAAGAACAUUGACACAAACGUGGCUCGUCUUAUUCAACAAGGUCGACAAGGCAAAGGAUUGAGUCAAAAGGAUUUGGCGACAAAAAUUAAUGAGAAGCCACAAAUUGUCAAUGAUUAUGAAGCUGGACGUGGAAUUCCAAACAACAUCAUUUUGGGAAAGAUGGAACGAGUUCUUGGAGUGAAGUUACGUGGCAAAGACCUUGGUCAGACCUUAGCGCCUCCUACUUCGAAAAAAUAGAAUCGAUCCGCGAAGAAGGAGGCGAACCAAACGUAAUCAUGAUGGAAUCGAUAAAUGCAAAUAAAUUCAUCGUUUAUAACGUCUUGUCAUUUAAUUCUUUUUUUUAUUUUCUUGUACUUUUUAAUGUCAUUUUAUAUGUUUUUCCCUUUUAACAUCACGAACCAUAAACACAACAUUGUGCAAUUUAGAUGAUCCAAUUGUUAAUAAUUCUUUGGUGUUGUUUAUAAUGCUGCAUAAAGUUAUUAAGAAUUUAAAUGGCAGUUCUUUUUUCGUCUGUAAAAAAUUAAAAAAUUUUCGCUUUCUACACAGAAUGUCAUUCUGAAUUGCUUAUCAAUGUGUUGUGGAUAUCUAAAUAUAAAAUUUUAUUUAGAAAUGCGAAUAAUAAUUCAGAAUUUAGAUUGUGUUUCAAUCUUUUUCGGAUUUAAUAAAAAGAAUAUAUACAGGAAGAACUUUCACUGACAUUAAACUUUAACUCUGAUGUUAAGUUUUAUUUUUCCACAUUUAAAAUUCUCUGUUUAACAUGAAAUAUUUAUGAGCUGCACAAGCCGCAAAUGGAACCGUCCGUUGACCAGUGUGGAAUGAAUCCAUAACUCUUAAUUCAUUUUCUGUUAAUUUAAAAUCAAAGAUUUCAAUGUUUUGCUUGAUUCGACUUUCGUUAGAUGAUUUUGGAUAAGGACAAGCACCAAUUUCAACGAGAUAACGAAGAACAACUUGUGCUGGUGUUUUGUUGUAUUUCCUUCCAAUUUCUUCGACUUUCGGAUCAAGAAUCGCAGGCUUAGGCAAAGAUUUAUCAUUUUCGUAAGAAUGAGGUCUUGUUAAAGGAGAAUAGCCAGUGAUUGUAAUGUUACGUUCCUUACAGAAUUCAAUCAAUUUCUUUUGAUUCAAACUUGGUGAACAUUCGACUUGGUUUGUGACCGGCUUGAUGCGACAAUUUUCAAGAAUUCUUGCGAUUUGUUCACUGUUAAAGUUGCUAACUCCAAUCGAUUUCACGAGUCCUAAAUCAACAAGUUUCUCCAUUGCUUUCCAUGUGUCAAGAUAAUCAACAUCAGAAAACGCCAAAUUUCCGUCUUUAUCUUUUGGCAACAAUUCUUCUGGUUCUCUGUAUUCAAGUCCCAUUGGCGUGUGGAUCAAAUAUAGGUCGAUGUAGUCCAAUCCCAGGUUUUUAAGACUCUUACGACAUGCAGCUUCAACAUGGAUGGGAUCGUGAUGAAUAUUCCACAACUUUGUUACCACAAAUAUUUCUUCUCUCUUCAAUUCUCCCGACGUAACUUUCUCGUUUACAGCUCUACCGAUUUCAUUUUCAUUUUGAUAAAAAUAUGCCGUGUCAAUAUGUCGGUAACCAUUAUCAAGUGCAAUCUUUGUUGAGUUGUAACCUUCGUCAUUUGUACUCUAAAUAAACAAUUUACGCACAUUUUCUGAUAUGUCAUCAAAUUCUACUUA